Funneliformis mosseae is the source of this 179-nucleotide messenger RNA. The record is from the annotation of a GenBank genome assembly. NCBI's taxonomy places the organism in Eukaryota, Fungi, Glomeromycota, Glomeromycetes, Glomerales, Glomeraceae.
UUGUGUCUGACGCGCGUUCACCGUUAAAUUACAUGACUUCAGCUCACCUAGAGUUUUCUAUUGACAUUGUUUCUGUUCUAGAACCUAAAAAGCGUUUUGUUAGUAAAAUGAUCUUCAAUAAUUUUAAGUCAUAUUUUGGUAAACAGGAAAUAGGUCCGUUUCAUAAGUCAUUUUCUGCU